Mobula hypostoma (lesser devil ray) is the source of this 1995-nucleotide messenger RNA. RefSeq names its product dnaJ homolog subfamily C member 5-like. Bases 495 to 1085 code for a protein of 196 amino acids. The record is from RefSeq and is a predicted model, not a curated record. NCBI's taxonomy places the organism in Eukaryota, Metazoa, Chordata, Chondrichthyes, Myliobatiformes, Myliobatidae. The transcript is spliced from 7 exons.
AACAAUGCAAAAACAACAGCGAUAGCAAAACGGCAAUCAGAGGGCUGAAGUGGGCACUUAACAUCGAAGGGUCAGAGGGGCCGAGGAAACCGGGCCGUCCAGUGGCGGUCAUCACAGCCACCACAAAGCAGCUUACCUUCGCGCUGCUACAGCUUCAGGUUGAACAUUCCUGGGCCGUUGCAUGCUGCAAGUGGAGUGAAACGAGAGGCUUCAGGGCCUGCAAACUCUGGCUACCCAAUGAGUUCUGUUGAAACACGGGAGGAAGUAGAACUCAUUGUGAUCUUCAGGACACUACUUCUAAUGGAUUUCAGUAGCAAACACCUGCUAUAACAUGAGUUUGUGAUACCAGGUUUUAUGACUGGAGGGCCAAUCAAACACCUGCUUGAACAAAAUAGGCAAUACAAUCCAAGUGACCUGCUUACCUCUUUACUGAGAUCUGAGAGCAGCCGCUGUAUCUUCAAAGCAGGUACUUGAUAAAAGCACCUUAAUUUACAAUGGCUGAUCAAAGACAGCGUGCACUUUCUACCUCAGGAGAAGGACUAUACCAAAUUCUAGGUUUAGAGAAAGGAGCUACACAUGAGGAAAUAAAAAAAUCCUACAGAAAACUUGCCUUGAAACACCACCCAGACAAAAAUCUAGACAACCCAGAUGCAUCUGAGAAGUUCAAAGAGAUCAACAACGCUCAUUCAAUAUUGACGGAUAUUUCAAAACGGAACAUUUAUGACAAAUACGGCUCCCUCGGUCUCUACAUCGCUGAACAGUUCGGUGAAGAGAACGUGAACACAUAUUUCAUGCUUUGUAGCCCAUGGGCAAAGGGUCUUUUCGUAUUCUGCGGAGUGAUCACUUGCUUUUACUGCUGCUGCCUCUGUUGCUGCUGCUGUAACUGUUGCUUUGGGAAAUGCAAACCUAAGUCUCCGGGAGGCGAAGAGUAUGAAAGUUACGUAUCACCAGAAGAUCUGGAAGAACAAAUCCGCAUGGACAAAGAGAACGAAGGAAACGUUCCCAUCGUUCUUCAGCCAACAAAUGCAAAUGAAAAAACUCAGCUAAUUGGUGAUAGCCGACGUACCUACAACACAGAUGGAUAGAACCUGAGAGAAUCGGAAGUUGAGCUGAAAUUCCAUGCAACAUUACAAUAGGAUUUGUCUUGAGAGAGGUUGCAGCUUUCAUUUGGAAAAUUAAGCCAUCAACUACCAAUUUUUAAUCACUUAAGAACACCAUGAAUUCUGUCCAGCAAAUUAAAGAAAUGAUCUAUAAACAAAGUCAAAUGUUUUUUUUUUGCUCUGAACAUGAUAAUAUCAAUUUCCUUUCAUUUUGCUUACUUUAUCUUAUAAUGUUACCUGGAAAUAAGCAGUCAUUUAUUUUAAAUUAUACUGGUGAAAAAAAUGUCUUUAAUGUAUUCCAACAACUCUACCUACCACAAAUUAAUUGUCAGGCUUUGUAUAAUAUGGAAGCAGUUUCAGCUUGCUGGAUAAGACAAUAUAGCUAUUAAACAGUCCCCAGCAAUGCUGGAAGUGAAAGCUGGAUCACUUCUUUCCACUUUACUAGCUAUUCAUUCCCCAACAGAAAUGAAUCUACUGCUCCAAGUAUUUCAGUAGUUCAAAUAUUUAUGAUUGCCUUUUUUAUGGGAGGAAUAUUAACAUUGCAUGUUGAACAACAACAGACAUGCUCGUCAGUUCUACAACGGAAACAUAUGAUGACAAAUACAGGAAUUAAGUCAGAUUGGAUGAUCCAUGUGAAGUGCUAAUUAACUAUGCUAAAGAUUUUAGCAGCGGGCUUCAGGUCAAAAAGGAAGUUCAUUAAAAUAAUUUGAACAAAUCAAUACAGAAAUGAAUUGCUUCUUUAGAACAGGGAUUUUCAAUCUAUCUUAACCAUAACUUUGGCUCAGUCAUUUGCACUUUAGCUCUGUAAAUUUAGGAUGGUAUAGUUUAGCUUUCAUAAUAUAUUUAUUUCUCAAAUAUCUGCAAACAAAAGAAAUUAAUUUCUAUUUUGUAUGCA